GAUCACCGUCGUUUUGCAGCGCGCACCGGGAGGAAGAGCUGAUCGUCACUGGCGGCCCGGGUCUUCGAUCAGUUGUGAAAGAUCGCUCGAAGAAAUAUGUUGGAUUUGGUCUAGCUGCUGCUCGUUGUCAUUUUUUUUCCUUCUGCUGCAGAAAGAAAGUUUCGAAAAGUGCGGAUUGCUUUCUGGGAGUUUGAUCCUGACCGAGGAAUACGUAAAGUGCCUGUUCAGUGUCAAGGAAGAGAAUCGCGCCGGAGAAGCAACGAGGGAGGUUCCAGUUAUCAGGAAGAAAAAUUUAAAUCAACAGAAAACCGAAGAAUAGCGGCGAAACUCGAGAUGAAGUCGAUAAUUUUAUGUGUCUCGUUUAUGCUGGCGUGCGCUGCAGGCCAACGUAUCACCACAAUCCAGCUGGAUGGCGUCCAGUACUUCGUGAGCCGGAUGAAUCCCUACUCGCCGGAGUUGAACUACUUCCUCGCCUACCAGUACUGCCGCUCGCUCGGACUGCAGCUUGCCUCGUUCGAGACCAAGGAGAAGGUCGAAUCCAUGACACAGUACCUGACGAAUGCCGGCUACAGCAAGUACAACUUUUGGACGUCCGGCAACCGACUGGGCACGGGCAUGUUCCUCUGGAUGAGCACCGGUCUGCCAUUCAACGCCACCUUCGAUUACUUCGAAAAGACCUCGGACGCCACCACCGGGCUGGACCCCCUGGAUCACAACAGCAACACCUCGCCCCAGCGCACCGCCCGCGACAGCAGCAGCGGUAUCGAGCGGGGCUGCGUGCACCUGAAGGCUCCCUCCCUCCGGUGGGAACCCGAGGACUGCCUGGCGGUGAAAGACUUCAUCUGCGAGCAGACCAGAUGCUACUACUACAACUACGGUAGCAUUCCCGUCUCGUCGGCGCAGGGCCGUCCCAUCACCACCGCAUCAACCACUUCAUCAGGAUCACCCGUAAGCUUCACGACAGUCGAACGCAUUCCGACGACUCCAAUCCCUGUGACCUUCUCAUCUACAACCUUGGCACCUCGUCUCGAAGAAACUUCUCCUCUGGCAGCACUGCUAAACGUCAACCCAAUCCCAGCAUCGCCGGAAGCUGACAGCAGCUUGGAGUCUCACAGCGAAGAGGAAGCCUUGUUGGACGAAGAAGAAGAGGAACACGAUGACGAAGAGCACGAAAUCGAGGACGAAGAUGAAUCCGAAGGCCGUUCCCAACAGGGUGACGACUCCGAAAGCCAAGACGAUCACCAGCAACUUCACGAAGAGGAGGAACCCGUCCACGAAGAGCAUGACAUCCCCGUCGAACAGAAACUCAAGCAGAUUACUCGCGAAAUCGAGGAGAUGACUCACUCCGAUCGGGACGUGGACAACGGACGCCAGAGCUUCCUGUCAUUGUCCGAUCUGAUCAAGAACAUCCGUCCGGCCGAGAAAGUCAUCCCACAGAUCGAUUCGUCCUAUUCGAACACGAUGCGCGUGCUCGGAGAAGCCAUCACUCACGGAGAGAGCCGAGCCGUCAAAGUCUGAGCAAAUCACUCAUACAUACUACAUCGUCACCCCACCACCCAUGCACUCACACGCAUACACUAACAUUCAUUGAUUCACCAAAUCAUUGAUAACACAAAACAUGAUCAUCAUUCAUCACAAGCACCACCCAUCACACCCAUCCAUGCACUCUGUCUCUCAUCAAAUCACCGAUCGUCAUCAAUCAUCAUCAGUUCGAUCGUAUCGUGGUGUUUUCCGCGGGACAACACCAGGGACUUUGCUUCGUCGACCAAAAACUGGAGGAUGAGAGCUGGACCUGACACUGGUCGGUUCUCCUCUCAUUAGCAUUUGCUUCGCAUCCAACAGUCGACGAAGGUAAAAGUAGCCUCGUGAACUUCCCGAAAACACCCGAUCGAAUCGAGUGCAUCGCAUCCUCUCAUCAUCUCAUCGCACGCACCGGCACGCUCAUUUGAAUCACCCAUUUGCCCACAUUCAUUGAAGCAUCGUCACUCAUGUCAUCGCGCACAUCAUCACAUCAUCUCACAUAUGAGAAAGAGAGAGGAACAAAUCUGAAACUUUGAUUCACUGAGCGCAUUUCAACAUGAACAACAGCAGCAAGAUAAUUAGUUUUACCACGUUCAAUUCAUCUCCAUUUUAUUUUUCCGAGGAAGAAAGUGAUAAGAUUUCUUUCCGCAAAAAAGGGAACUCAAGUUUACUAAGUAAAUACGAUAAACAGUAAGAAUAGAACUAUCCUGAAAAAUGAUGAUAAAAAGCAAAUCAAUCCCAAGAGAAUGAUUAGACUGUACUGAAGUUUAGUUUGUAGGUGAAAGAAUAAAAUAAAUAAAAUAAAACAAAAAAAAAAAACCUAUCGAGGAAAUCAGAGUUCGAUCAAGAGUUUGAUACAACCCUGGACAGUGAUACGGACGAAUGUGCCGUUUAAUGAAAAGUGAAAUAAAAUAA
Molecule: messenger RNA, 2436 nt
Organism: Aedes albopictus (Asian tiger mosquito)
Lineage: Eukaryota; Metazoa; Arthropoda; Insecta; Diptera; Culicidae
Gene: nw
Exons: 6
Coding region: 334-1518 (394 amino acids)
Source: RefSeq, a predicted model, not a curated record